This is a messenger RNA of Kuraishia capsulata CBS 1993, 1044 nucleotides long. RefSeq lists its product as uncharacterized. The transcript has 2 exons. The coding region runs from base 1 to 1044 and encodes 347 amino acids. The record is from RefSeq and is a predicted model, not a curated record. Lineage: Eukaryota; Fungi; Ascomycota; Pichiomycetes; Pichiales; Pichiaceae.
AUGGCACUUCAUCCGUUCCUGGCUCCCAAGGAUCUCACAACGACUGUUACAUACGGGGUGACGACUGUGACAUCUUUCCAACCGGGCCACCAAACCAGUACAUUGACUCCUUCUAGACCAACCGGUCCCGAGGAAACAUUGACUGUGACUAUUGUUAAGCCAGUUGAGACUGUUACUGUAACCAGUUUCUGUUCUCCAGGUGAAGCCGAGACGACUGUCCCAGCAACCUAUGAGACAGGUGCAACUAUAGUGACGGAGACUGUGAUUGUGACCGCAACCUUCCCUGCUGGUUCCUACGUUACAACUUUAACGGAAGAAACUGUCACCAAGACUAUCACUGUUCCUUGCCAGACCGUUACUUCAUAUGUUGGUCCAACUGAGACGGCCCUCACUGUCUAUCCAAGCGUCACCGAUACUGAGACCACAGUGACGAUUACUUUGGUCCAACCAGUCAAGACUUCGACUGUCACUAGCUAUUGUGCUCCAGGCGAGCAAGAGUCCACAAUCUCUGGCUCAUACCAAACGGGUGCAACUGAAGUCAUCGAGACUGUGGUUGUUACGUCAACAGUUGGUGCCACGUCUGCACUAGCCACUGGUGUCUUUGUUACCACAAUCACCAGAGCUUCUGAGACCGAGGUGAUCACUGUUCCUGUUCAGACGAUAACAUCGUUUGUUGGUCCAACCGAAAGUGCAUCAACUGUUUUCCCCUCGGUCACAGACAUCGAGUCCACAGUGACUGUUACCAAGGUUCAACCAGUUGAAACGGUCACAGUCACUAGCUUCUGCUCUUCAGGAGAGCCAGAAUCAACCAUUGCUGGCUCUUACACGAACGGAGCCUCCGAAAUUGUUGCAACCGUUAUUGUAUCAUCAACUGAGGGAGCACAAGGGGCUGUGACCACAACUCUGGCCAUUAUAACUACCUCGACCCAAACCCCAUCGCCAUCAACAACAGCUGCCGUUUCGCAGUUUGAAGGAUCUGGAUCUUCUCUGAAAUCCUCGUCCUGGUUUCUGGCUUUGGCCGCUAUUUUUGCUUUGGUUAUUUGA